Messenger RNA from Aureococcus anophagefferens, 789 nucleotides. It is a transcript of the gene ABC32, whose product is annotated as putative ABC transporter. NCBI's taxonomy places the organism in Eukaryota, Pelagophyceae, Pelagomonadales, Pelagomonadaceae. The record is from RefSeq and is a predicted model, not a curated record. Gene Ontology annotation, molecular function: ATP binding; ATP hydrolysis activity. The annotation marks the transcript as partial. The transcript is spliced from 2 exons.
AUGGGCAAGGACGUGGCGGACGUGGAGGUCGGGGGCCGCGCCGGCGUGACCCUCGAGGCGCUGGACCUGGGCUACGUCGUCAACGGCGCGACGCUCGUCUCCGGCGUGAACGCGCGCUUCGAGCCGGGCACGCUGACGGCCCUCAUGGGCCCGAGCGGCGCGGGGAAAUCGACGCUGCUCGGGCUGCUCUGCGGCCGCGGCGGUGGCGACGUGUCCGGCGCCGUGCUCGUCGACGGCGCCGUGCCGCCGCGCGCCGCGCCCGAACAGUUCCGGCUCCUGGCGACGUACACGCCCCAGGACGACGCCCUCAUCGCAGAGCUAACCGUUGGCGAGACGCUGCACCACAAGGCCCUGCUGAGCCUGCCCGCGGGCGCGGCGCCCGCGGCGUGCGCGCGCGUGCUCGCGUCGCUGGGCCUCGACGGCAAGCGCGACGUCGUCGUCGGCGGCCCGGACAAGCCGUCGCUCUCCGGCGGCCAGAAGAAGCGGCUGAGCGUGGCCAUGGACCUCCUCGGCGACCGGCCCGUCAUGAUCAUCGACGAGCCGACGACGGGCCUCGACGCGGCCGCGACGCUCCUCGUCGCCAAAAUAAUCACGUCGCUCAGCGCCGUCGAGCGGCGCACGGUGAUCUGCACGAUCCACCAGCCCCCCUGGGCCAUCGUCGAGACCUUCCACCGCCUCGUCGUCGUCGCGGGCGGCCGGCCCGUCUACGGCGGCGCUCCGGCGGGCCUCAAGCCCUUCCUCGAGGGCCGGGGCCGCGCCUGCCCGCCGCUGGAGAACCCCGCGGACUUC